Messenger RNA from Dioscorea cayenensis subsp. rotundata (Guinea yam), 3239 nucleotides. RefSeq names its product disease resistance protein RGA2-like. Gene Ontology annotation, molecular function: ADP binding. Bases 1 to 3228 code for a protein of 1075 amino acids. Gene Ontology annotation, biological process: defense response to other organism. NCBI's taxonomy places the organism in Eukaryota, Viridiplantae, Streptophyta, Magnoliopsida, Dioscoreales, Dioscoreaceae. The transcript is spliced from 2 exons. The record is from RefSeq and is a predicted model, not a curated record.
AUGGCGUCCGCAUGCUUGUCGUCCAUCGCAGGAGCUUUCCUUUCUCCAUUCCAUCAAGUGGUUCUUGAUAAACUUGUUGGCUAUCUUGUUGAUUAUCUAUCCAAAGAUGUACCUUCAUCAUCUAAAGAUCCCAACGAACUUCAACUUCUUGUCCAAAACCAACUGAAAGCCUUGGAAAAUUCCAGGGAAAAGAUCAAAGGAACUCUACGUGUAGCUAAGAAGCUCCAGAAGCAAGAUGAGAGUGUGGCCCAUUUCUUGAGAGAACUUAGAGAUGUUGUUUAUGCUGCACAAGACUUAGAAGAUGACUUGGAGUACAUAGAGCUUCACAAGAAGUUCAACAAGCAGCUGCCUGAAGCUUCAACUCAAUCUUCACCCAAAAAGCCCAGGAUUUCAUCCUCUCAGCAAUUUGAGCUUUCACUAGAUAACAUCUUGAACAAUGUUAGGAACAUUACUGAACAACUAAAUUGCAUUGAUUCUGGUCUGAAGGAUGCUAUUAAAAUGGCUAUGCUUUUCAAGGAACUAGAUAAGCAUGUGGAAAAUAGUUUAGGGGUGCAGCAUCAUAUAAUUCAGAAGAGGCAUGUCACUUCAUCAUCUAUGAAUGCAAGGAAAAUAUAUGGCCGUGAGAAAGAGAAAGCACAAAUGAUAAGGAUGAUGAAAGAGCCACCAAGCAUCAAUAGCAAUGUGUCUGUUCUCCCAUUACUUGGCCUUGGUGGAAUUGGCAAGACCACUCUGGCUCAGUAUUUGUUCAAUCACCAAGAAGUUGAAAAUACUUUUCAUGAGAAGGCUUGGAUCUGUGUCUCACAUAACUUUGAUCGGAUCAGAAUUACUAGAGAGAUAGUAGAUUCACUUUCUGAUCAUAAAGGGCGCAAAUUCCUGCAUAGCACAAAUUUGGAUUGUCUAGAGAGAGAGCUCAAGAACAAGUUAACUGGGAAGAGGUUCUUGCUUGUGUUGGAUGAUGUGUGGUCUGGUGAAUGGACACAACUACUCUUUCCUUUUGAAUCUGCUGCAAUAGAAUGUGUGAAAAUUGUUGUUACUGCAAGAGAUAAAAUUGUGUUGCAAGGGAAGGGGAAGAGAAAUGAAAUAAUUCUCAAAGGUAUAGAUGAAAAUGACUACUGGUCCUUCUUUGUGAGUUGUGCAUUUGGUGAUGAAGAUCCUGCUAAAUAUCCUCCAAGAUUGCAUGAUAUCGGAAAGCAAAUUGUUCAAAAGCUCAAAGGAUCACCUCUUGCAGCAAAAACAGUCGGACAAGUGUUAUGGCGCAAGUUGAAUGUGAAGCACUGGAUGUACGUCUUGAAGAGCAAUCUAUGGGAGUUAGGAACUGAUGUGAAUGACAUCAUGCCGGCAUUAUCAUUGAGCUACUAUCAUCUACCGGAGCAUCUCCAAUUGUGCUUUUGCUUUUGUUCUGUGUUCCCUAAAGGUUAUGAGUUUAAUGCUAACAGUAUAGUCAGUAUGUGGAUAGCUCAUGGUUUUGUCUUUGAAGCUGAACUUAGUUCAAAGACAGCAGAAGACGUAGGACAUGAGUAUGUUACUGAACUGUUGUGUAGAUCCUUCUUUGAAUAUGGUUCUUCAAAAGAAUGCUUGAAAAUACAUGACCUACUGCAUGAUUUGGCACAUUCAGUUUCUUUAGGUGAGUGUUGCAUUUAUGAAGGUCAAACGCCGACGAGGAUCCCUGAAAGUGCUCGCCACUUGUGCGUUCAAAGUUCAGUUAAUCUUAGCUCAAUAUGUGAAUUGAAAAACUUGCGAACACUUGUGAUAUUUAGAGGAGAAUUGCAGGCUCAUGAGCUUGAAGCAUUAAAAAACAUCCGCGUGUUGGUAUUGCUUGAUUCUGAAGUGAAAGAGAUCUCACCUUCUCUCGGUCAUCUUAAGCACCUGCGCUACCUGGAUUUAUGUCAAACUAGAAUCAAAUUACUACCUGAAUCUUUGUGCUUAUUGUAUCAGCUGAAAGUGUUGAAACUAAAAAAGUUAGAGACAUUACCAAGCCAAUUGGGCAACCUCAUAAACCUUCAAUUUUUCGUAGUAAAUGGCCAAAGAGGGCUUCCUUUCAGGGGACCUUGGGAGCUAGUAUUCCCUGUGAAAAAGGAAACAGGUUACAAGAUAGCACAAUUGAAGAGUAUGAAGGAAUUAAGAGGAACACUUGCAUUAAGAAAGCUUGAGAACAUCCAAUGUGAAGAGGAUGCGAGAGAAGCCAAUCUGAAGGAAAAAUGUCAUCUUAAGGGGCUAUGCUUAUUCUGGUCUGAUGCUUUUAACAACUCUCAUAUUGUGGAAAAAAUUCUUGAUUCUCUGCAACCUCAUCCCAAUUUAAAAAAUCUCUACAUAGUUGAGUACAUGGGUUCAAGAACUCCGAGUUGGUUCACAGCAUACUCAAUGCAGAAUCUCGAAAAAAUCGGGUUGCAUAGCUGUGUAAAUUGGAAACUUCUUCCAACACUUGGACAGUUACCUUUCCUCAAGACUCUGUCAUUAGAAGACAUGAAUGCGACAAUUGAGAGCAUUGAAGGCUUGAAUGUGCUGUUUCCAUCUCUAGAAAUCCUAGAAUUGGAGAAAGCAUCUAUAUCUUUUGAUGGCAUGUUAGUGACUAGACAAGAGUGCCGAUACUUUCCUCGUCUUCGCGACCUCAGUAUUACUAGUUGUGAUAUUGUGUGCGGUUUGCCUUGGGCUUUGCUUUCUGUGUUAGAAGAGCUAAAAAUAUAUUUCAGUCCUGGACUUGAUAGCCAACUUCCUGGAUGCCUCCAAGGCCUCAUAUCUCUCACCAAACUGGUGAUACGUGAGGCCAAAAUGGAGUCACUUCCUGAUGGAGUGAUGAACAACUUGAAAGCACUCAAGAUUCUUGAUAUUUCUCUUUGUGAUGAGCUCACUUCAGUAGCUUUACAGGCUCUUUCUUCCUUGGAGUACCUUAAAAUUUCUGGUUGUUCUAAAUUUGUUUAUUGGCAGUCUGGCAUGCAAGAAGAUGAAGCAAUACUGCCAAAACUGCAUCAGAUGCAUGUAGAAUAUUGUCAAAAUUUGGAAUGUCUACCUACUUGGCUACCUUCUGUUACUUCUUUAGAGAUUUUAAGUAUUGACACUUGUCCAUUAUUUAAGUCACUGCCGGAGGGUGGUUUACCUUCUUCUCUGAGAAAAUUGUGCAUCUUAGCCUGUGACAGGGCGUUGAUAGAUCGGUGCCAAGAAGUGGGCUCUCAGGAAUGGCUCAAGAUCAAGCACAUUGGUGACCAAAAAUUAUCUGCGUUCAGCUUAUGAAUUUCUUUUUG